GCAUUGGAGAUCGUAUUCUAUAGUGAGGGUAUUCUAUGGGGUUGGGUUUGGGAACAUCGAAGUUGAAAAAGAUAGAGAGCUCGAAUUGGGGUUACAAUUUUGAAUAAAACUACACGAAAAAGCGCCGUAAAGAAAUUACACCAAAAUAUUCAGUUUUAAGGUUAGGAUGGCGGAGAUAGAUUAUCAAAUGGCCCUUUUACUCCAACACCGAUUCGAACAGGAAUAUAAAGCAUCCAGGAACGCGCAGAGCUCAGACGAGCAGUUGGCCCGACAACUUCAAGAGCAGUUUGAGCAAGAAGAAGCAGUCGAAAGACCAAAGUCCGAUUUGGUUUAUGAGCCUCCAAUAUCUGAGCACAAUACUUCCAGAUCACUAGUAGAUCCUUCUUGGGAGCUCGUAGAUCCCACUCCUGACAUUCAUAAUUUGUUUAUGGUUUUUAAUCAACGGUUUUUCUGGAAUAAAUUGUUAGCUGUGUGUGUGGCUUGGAGCAAACGAAUGACUUCUUGUGCUGGUAUUUGCGCAUACAAUGGUAGAGGAGGAAUGUGUAGGAUAACUUUGAGCGCACCUCUCCUUAAGUUAAGACCCAGGAAAGAUUUGGUGGAGACACUUCUCCAUGAAAUGAUUCACGCAUUUUUGUUUGUUACUCACAAUAAUAGGGACCGAGAUGGUCAUGGGCCAGAAUUCCAUAAACACAUGUAUAGGAUUAAUAAAGCAGCAGGCACAAAUAUUACUGUUUACCAUAGUUUUCAUGACGAAGUUCGGUUAUACCAACAACAUUGGUGGCGUUGUAAUGGCCCUUGCCAACACUGGAAACCUUAUUUUGGUAUGGUGAGAAGGGCCAGUAACAGAGCUCCAGGUCCAAAUGAUAGAUGGUGGGGAGAUCACUUUCAGCGGUGCGGUGGCACAUUUGUCAAAGUAAAAGAACCUGAAAAACGUACUCAGAAGCAAGGAAAACCAGAACAGAAAAACAUAGUAAGUGAUACGAAAUCUAAAGAUAUUAGAAAUUUUAUGGUCCCAAGUAGUACAAGUUCGAGUGUUAGUAAUGUUAAAGGGUUCAAAGAUUUAACAACUAAAGUUCAGGGCAAAUAUAACUCCUCUAGUACCAUAGUCGUUACCAAAAAUACUAAAACUAAUAGUGAGACUAUUUAUAAACCGACUGUAUUUAACGCCACUACUACGGGUGCUACUGUUAAAAAGACUGAAACUAACAAUAGAGUAGACACAAGUACAACCAAUGAGUGUACUGGAGAUUUUCUUGCCGUUAGAAAUCAUUGGGCAAACAAGUUUGGUAAUACUAGUAAGCCCAAUAAUAAGCGGCCAGCUCAAAGUGAACCAUCUACCAGUUCCAAAAUUCAGAGGGUACCCAACUCAGUUCCUCCCGAUGAUUUUUGUGAUUGUCCAGUGUGUAAUAAAAAAGUCUUAUUGUCAGAACUAAAUAACCAUUUAGAUAAAUGUUUGUGUGAACCAUCAAAGGCCACAGAACCAGAAGUUCCAGGUUCUUCCAAAGAAGAAACGAACGAAUGUCCUGUUUGUAAUACACAAAUUAAAUGUUCUCUUUUCGAUGUUCACGUUGAGCAGUGUGUGAAGAGAAUUUACGAUGGAGUAGAAGAAAAAUUAGGGAACAAAGAAUCUCCGGAAACGAUCUCGUGUUUAGCGUGUGGGAAGAAAAUACUUAAAACAAAUCUGAGUAUACACUUGGAGGAUUGUAUGAUCGAUAUUUUCGAUGUAGAUUUUGACGAGGCAAAGGAAGAAGUGAAGAAUAGUGUCGAUACGGACGAUAAGCAAACCAAAUCGGAGUUUAAUUGCCCUUUUUGUAUGAAGUUGGUAAACGAAGCAGGAAUGAAGCAACAUCUUGAUAGCUGUCUACAAGCUGAUAGUGCUGACAUAGUGGAGUCUUUGGUGGACGAUGCCUUUUAAGUUGUUUACAUUUUUACGAUUUUUGAUACUUUAAAUACAUUUAUUUUUUAGAAAA
Messenger RNA from Zophobas morio, 1970 nucleotides. Its product is annotated as DNA-dependent metalloprotease dvc-1-like. Gene Ontology annotation, cellular component: nucleus. The record is from RefSeq and is a predicted model, not a curated record. Gene Ontology annotation, biological process: DNA repair. Lineage: Eukaryota; Metazoa; Arthropoda; Insecta; Coleoptera; Tenebrionidae. Gene Ontology annotation, molecular function: single-stranded DNA binding; metalloendopeptidase activity; polyubiquitin modification-dependent protein binding. Bases 167 to 1915 code for a protein of 582 amino acids. The transcript has 4 exons.